Molecule: messenger RNA, 795 nt
Organism: Trichoderma asperellum CBS 433.97
Lineage: Eukaryota; Fungi; Ascomycota; Sordariomycetes; Hypocreales; Hypocreaceae
Source: RefSeq, a predicted model, not a curated record
AUGGUUCUAGGUCAUGAAGGAGUUGGUGUCGUCAAAGCCAUCGGCAAGUCAGUCAAAGGAAUGAAUAUCUGUAUGACUUGUUGUGAAUGUGAAAGAGGGGAACAGUUGUACUGUAGCCAAAGACAGCUCUAUGGUGAGAUGCACCUAGACCAGGGCUCAUUAGCAUCCCACGCUGUGUGGAAUGAGGCCUUUCUAUUUCUUGUCCCUGACUCGUUCCCAUCGGCCGAAGCGGCUCCAUUGAUGUGUGCUGGUGCGGCCGUCUACUCUGCUCUAAAUGGUGCCCGCGUUCGUUGGAGUGACCGUGUAGGCGUCCUGGGAGUGGGCGGCCUCGGCCACCUGGCAAUACAGUUUGCCGCGAAAAUGGGCUGUCAGGUUGUUGCCCUAUCUCAUACUCGAAACAAGGAAGCAGAUGCUAUUCCGGGUCGGAUAAGCCCCGAGCCUGUAGACUGCCUGCUCUUAACCGGAGCGCAGCAGCCGGAUUGGGGCAAAAUAAUUACCUUGGUUCGCCGCGGGGGCGUUAUUGUUGCUAUGACGGUUGAUCCAGGGAGUUUGCGAAUGCCAUACAUGGAUCUGGUUAUGAACGCAAUCUCCAUACGGGGCAGUCUCUCGGCCCCGCCAGCGCUUCACAGAGAGAUGCUUCAGUUUGCAUCAUUUCAUAAGGUGAAACCUUUGAUUGAGACUUUCACAUUCAUGGAACAAAGAAUUAAUGACGCUAUGGAGAAGCUUCGCCAGGGAAAGAUGAGGUAUCGCGGGGUCAUUGCUUGUGAAUAUAAGCCAGAAACUACACAAGUUUAA